Anisakis simplex (herring worm) is the source of this 186-nucleotide messenger RNA. The record is from the annotation of a GenBank genome assembly. NCBI's taxonomy places the organism in Eukaryota, Metazoa, Nematoda, Chromadorea, Rhabditida, Anisakidae.
GUAAUGGAUAAGAUUGAAAGUGAACUGAAUGACGAACGAAAUCGCUUGUUUGCUGUUGUCUACAUCAAUGGUCGACAAUUUAAAGUCGGUGAAAACGAUUUGAUAACGUUACAGGAUAAUGUUCCGUUGGAUGUUGGUGAUAAAAUUAGACUUGAAAAGGUUAUUCUUCGUGAAUAUUCGCCAUAA